Messenger RNA from Pteropus alecto (black flying fox), 2900 nucleotides. It is a transcript of the gene SHPK, whose product is annotated as sedoheptulokinase. The record is from RefSeq and is a predicted model, not a curated record. Gene Ontology annotation, cellular component: cytosol. Gene Ontology annotation, molecular function: sedoheptulokinase activity. Bases 121 to 1557 code for a protein of 478 amino acids. Gene Ontology annotation, biological process: cellular response to lipopolysaccharide; carbohydrate metabolic process. Lineage: Eukaryota; Metazoa; Chordata; Mammalia; Chiroptera; Pteropodidae. The transcript is spliced from 7 exons.
ACUUUGCGUGUGGCUGAAGGAUUGUUAGGCGAGGUCCCGCCUCGGCACCUCAGUUCCAGGGGAAGUGCGCGGGAGGGGGCGCCUCCGCCGCAGAGGAUAUCUGCGCUGGUCCCCACGGCCAUGGCUGCACCGUCGGUCACUCUCGGCAUCGACCUGGGCACCACGUCUGUGAAGGCGGCCGUGGUGGAGGACGCACCCGGCGACCCAUCGGGGUUCGUGGUACUGGCCAGCUGUGUCCGGGCUGCGCGGGCCGAGGUGGCGGCCCAGAGUGCUGCGGCCGGGCCUCAGGCGCAGGAGCAGGAUGUGAAUAGAAUCAUCCAAGCCCUAAACGAAUGUCUUGCUGCCCUUCCCCAGCAGCAGCUCCGGAAAGUCUGUGCCAUCGGAGUGUCAGGACAGAUGCAUGGAAUCCUGUUUUGGAAAACAGGCCAAGGCUGUGAAUGGACAGAGGGAGGGGCUGCCCCUGUAUUCAAGCCCAGAGCUGUGAGCCACCUGGUCACAUGGCAAGAUGGCCGGUGUAGCAGCGGGUUCCUGGCUUCUCUGCCCCAGCCGGAGUCCCAUCUCAAUGUGGCCACAGGAUUUGGCUGUGCAACUAUCUUCUGGCUUUUGAAAAAUAGCCCAGAGUUCCUGAAGUCCUAUGAUGCAGCUGGCACGAUCCAUGACUAUGUGGUUGCCAUGCUGUGUGGUUUGCCAAGACCCCUGAUGUCAGACCAGAAUGCCGCUAGCUGGGGAUAUUUCAAUACCCGGAGCCAAACCUGGAACCUGGAGAUACUGAGGGCCUCAGGCUUUCCCACCCAUCUGCUCCCUGACAUCGCAGAGCCUGCCAGCGAGGCAGGCAGAACUUCCCAUGCGUGGUUUGAAAUCCCAAAGGGGACACAGGUGGGCGUGGCCUUGGGUGAUUUGCAGGCCUCCGUCUAUUCCUGUAUGACCAAAAGGACAGAUGCAGUUCUCAAUAUCAGCACUUCGGUUCAGCUAGCAGCCUCCAUGCCUUCAGGGUUCCAGCCAGCGCAGACUCCAGACCCUGCAGCUCCAGUCGCCUACUUCCCGUACUUUGACAGGACCUACCUGGCAGUGGCAGCAUCACUCAAUGGGGGCAAUGUGCUGGCCACAUUUGUCCACAUGCUGGUCCAGUGGAUGGCAGAUCUAGGCCUGGAGGUUGAAGAGUCCACUGUGUAUUCACGCAUGAUCCAGGCAGCUGUACGGCAGAGAGACACCUGCCUAACCAUCACUCCAACAGUGUUGGGCGAAAGGCACCUGCCAGACCAGCUGGCGUCAGUAACCAGAAUCUCCUCCUCGGACCUCUCCCUGGGGCAUGUGACUCGGGCCUUGUGCCGAGGCAUUGUUCAGAACCUACACUCAAUGCUUCCAUUUCAGCAGCUCAAAGAAUGGGGUGUAGAGCGGGUGGUCAGCAGUGGGAGUGCGCUGUCCAGGAACGAGGUGCUGAAGCAAGAGGUGCAGAGGGCUUUCCCUUUCCUAGUGUCCUUUGGGCAGGAUGUGGAUGCAGCUGUGGGGGCAGCACUGGUCCUGCUCCAAAGAAACCUAAACCAGAAGAAGUCUUAGUCAGACCACUCUUUGGCCAAAGGAUUGUUGCAAAUUUUAUCUAAUUAACAUAUCUGACAUGAUCUUGGUGUUAUCCUUUUCCUGGACAGCUCUGUGGGCAGUUUUUAAACAAUGCCUGUUUUCAGGGCACCAUCUUGAUCAAGAACCUUUCUACAGGGUACACUCUAAUAAUGCAGCCAGCAGUCACCAAAUUGGUGCCUUCUGAAAGAGACUCACUUAGGAGCUGGUUGCAAAUGUAAAUGUGCAAAAAAAGAAAGAGAGAAAAGGAACAGUAGCCCAGCAUCCUGGUCAGCAGGCUCAUCUGUGAUUCACCUGUAGAUAAAGAGAAAAUAAAUGUGGACUUUAGACACCAAAAAGUCUGGUGGCUCUGGGCUCCAACUAAGAAAAGAAGACUUUCCCACCCCAACACAGACUUGGAUUGAUUGUUUUUAGGGACAUGAAGCCAGAGUUGGGUCACAUGCACUGUUAGAGAAGUCUUUCACUACUGGAUUGUCCCACAUGGCCCCUUUCCCAAUCCUGUUCUUUCCUGGCCACUGGUUAGCUGGGGCAGGGGGAGGCCCAAGGACAGUGAAGCAGGCUGGCUGAGAUGUAGAUGCAGAGGUCUGUGCUGUCCUCAUCAUGUAUUCCCACAAGGAGAGCCUGCUGCUCUGGGGCUGCCCCAGACCCUUACAACACAACUGGCUUGAAGGCAUGGAACAGGGAAGGAAAGGUUGAUGGCAUGACCAGCAAGGGGCAUGGAUGCUACAUGGCCACUGCCACUCAGGCACAUUGUUCCCAAGAGCCUGAGCAGGCACCAGCAAGACCCUUUUCCAGGUGUGGGUCUGUGCAGCAGUGGGUUUUUCCCCCUGCACAACUUUGGAAUCCUUCCAAGGGGAGGGAGGUAUCCGGGCAUGCUCCUGCCAGACGGGGUGGUCAGUUUAAUCAGAGAGGACCCCUAUCCCAGAGGCCCCAGCUGUUCUUCCUCUUGGUGUGGGCCUUGGUGGCCCACCAGGUGUUCUUGUCUUGUAGAAAUGUCCCAUUGAGUUGGCAUGCCUGCAGGGACCCCAGAGCAUCUUAAACAUUCCCAUGGUGGGUUGAGAUGACCAUGGAAUGGCUUCCAAGAGAGGGCCAUCAUUGCUGCAUCUACUUCUAGACUCCCAAGGGUGAUCCCAGCCUCAGGCAGACUCUGAGGCACCCAGGCAACUAUGAGUUUGGGAAAGCAGUCAUGUCAUCUCUUUGUAAAUGUCACUUUAUCAAUUAUAUGAUUGUCUGAAGCUCUUUGAUGAAUCUACUUGGCCGUGCUGAUUGAAUUUUGGAUAAUAAAGCUCAUUCUCCCAUUUGCCUCAAUAAAAACACCUCUCUGC